Messenger RNA from Octopus bimaculoides (California two-spot octopus), 399 nucleotides. RefSeq names its product ATP-dependent DNA helicase PIF6. NCBI's taxonomy places the organism in Eukaryota, Metazoa, Mollusca, Cephalopoda, Octopoda, Octopodidae. The record is from RefSeq and is a predicted model, not a curated record. Gene Ontology annotation, cellular component: replication fork. Gene Ontology annotation, biological process: DNA replication.
AUGCUUCUGAGAAAAUUAGAUGCUACUAAUGGACAUUGCAAUGGCACACAUUACAUCACUGCCAGUUUACAUGAGGCUGAGGUUGCUUCUGGUCCUUAUGCAGGAUCAACUCUGCUAAUCCAAAGAAUACCACAUGUAUUUCAAGGAAUGGAAUUUCCAUUUUCAUUUACAUGGAAACAAUUUCCUGUCAAGCCAGCUUUUGCCUUGACGUGCAACAAGGCACAAGGACAGACUUUUGAACAAAUUGGAAUAUAUCUUCCGACACAAUUCUUCUCACAUGGUCAGCUGUAUGUUGCAUUAUCUGGAGUUCAAAAGAAGGCUAAUGUAAAAAUAUUGGCUGAGAGAAAUGGAAACUGUAUGAUUGCUGACAAUUGUGUCUACGAGGAGAUACUACUUUAA